AUGACAAACGCAAUUGGAAUUGACUUGGGCACCACGUACUCGUGCGUGGCGCAUUUCGCCAAUAACAAAGUCGACAUUAUUGCCAACGACCAAGGCAACAGAACCACCCCCUCGUAUGUUGCCUUCACCGACACCGAAAGACUCAUAGGAGACGCCGCCAAAAACCAGGCUGCCAUGAACCCCAGCAACACGGUGUUUGAUGCCAAAAGACUCAUUGGCAGAAAGAUCUCGGAUAAGGAGGUGGUGGAGGACAUGAAGCAUUUUCCCUUCACCAUCAUCGACAAAGGCGGCAAGCCCAACAUCCAGGUGGAAUUCAAGGGCGAACGCAAGGACUUCACCCCGGAGGAGAUUUCGUCGAUGGUGUUGACCAAAAUGAAGGAAACCGCAGAGAGCUUCUUGGGCACCAAGGUCACGGACGCCGUGAUCACGGUCCCCGCAUACUUCAACGAUUCCCAGAGACAAGCCACCAAGGAUGCAGGUUUCAUCGCAGGCAUGAAUGUCUUAAGGAUCAUCAACGAGCCCACCGCUGCGGCCAUUGCCUAUGGCUUGGACAAGGACACCAAGAGCGAGAAGAACGUCUUGAUCUUCGACUUGGGCGGGGGCACUUUCGACGUUUCCUUGUUGAGCAUCGAGGACGGGAUUUUCGAUGUCAAGGCCACUGCCGGUGACACCCACUUGGGUGGUGAGGACUUCGACCACAGAUUGGUCAACCACUUUGUCACCGAGUUCAAGAGGAAAAACAAAAAGGACUUGUCCUCGAACCAAAGAGCCAUGAGGAGAUUGAGAACGGCCUGCGAACGUGCCAAGAGAACUUUGUCCUCCUCUGCCCAGACAUCCAUAGAAAUCGACUCCUUGUUUGAGGGCGUUGACUUCUACACAUCUAUCACCAGAGCCAGGUUCGAGGAGUUGUGUCACGACCUAUUCAGAUCUACUAUGGACCCUGUGGAAAAGGUCUUGAGAGACGCAAAGAUCGACAAGUCCCAGGUGGAUGAGAUUGUUCUUGUGGGUGGCUCAACCAGAAUCCCAAAGAUCCAGAAGUUGGUUUCGGACUACUUCAAUGGCAAGGAACCAAGCAAGUCCAUCAACCCCGACGAGGCCGUUGCGUACGGCGCUGCUGUACAGGCUGCGAUCUUGUCCGGUGAUACCUCCUCUAAAACCCAGGACUUGUUGUUGUUGGACGUGGCUCCAUUGUCUUUGGGCAUUGAAACUGCCGGAGGAAUCAUGACUAAGUUGAUUCCAAGAAACUCGACUAUCCCUACCAAGAAGUCCGAGACCUUCUCAACGUACGCUGACAACCAGCCAGGUGUCUUGAUUCAAGUCUAUGAAGGCGAGAGGGCCAAGACCAAGGACAACAAUUUGUUGGGAAAAUUCGAAUUAUCUGGCAUUCCACCUGCUCCUAGAGGCGUGCCCCAAGUUGAAGUCACAUUCGACAUUGACGCCAACGGAAUUUUGAAUGUGUCUGCUUUGGAGAAAGGUACUGGAAAGACACAGAAGAUUACCAUCACCAACGACAAGGGUAGAUUAUCCAAGGAGGAAAUCGAAAAGAUGGUUUCCGAUGCGGAGAAGUAUAGAGAGGAAGAUGAAAAAGAGGCCUCGAGGAUACAAGCCAAGAAUGCAUUGGAAUCUUACGCCUAUUCAUUGAAGUCUAGUGUGAACGAGGAGCAGUUCAAGGCAAAGUUGGAUGCCUCGGAUGUCGAAACCGUUGUUAAGGCGGCCGAUGAGACCAUUUCAUGGUUGGAUAGCAACCAAACGGCCACGACUGAGGAGUUCACUGACAGAAAAUCUGAAUUGGAAGGCACCGUGAAUCCAAUCAUGACCAAAGCCUAUCUGGCUGGCGCUACACCUGGUGGUGCUGGCGCUGGGUUCCCUGGUUCCGGAGGAUUCCCGGGUGCUGGAGGUGAUGCUUCUGCAUCUAGCCAAGGUCCAACAGUUGAGGAAGUUGACUAG
Messenger RNA from Metschnikowia bicuspidata var. bicuspidata NRRL YB-4993, 1947 nucleotides. RefSeq names its product Hsp70 family chaperone (gene HSP70). Gene Ontology annotation, cellular component: nucleus; cytoplasm; cytosol. Bases 1 to 1947 code for a protein of 648 amino acids. Lineage: Eukaryota; Fungi; Ascomycota; Pichiomycetes; Serinales; Metschnikowiaceae. Gene Ontology annotation, molecular function: ATP binding; ATP hydrolysis activity; heat shock protein binding. The record is from RefSeq and is a predicted model, not a curated record. Gene Ontology annotation, biological process: SRP-dependent cotranslational protein targeting to membrane, translocation; cellular response to unfolded protein; vesicle-mediated transport. The transcript has a single exon.